AUGGUCUUCGAUGUGAAUAAAGCUGGCCAUGAAGUGAACGGAACCAACGGAGAAUCCAAUAACACUGCGGACGAAAGCGGCCCUGGAGGAAAGUAUGGCUAUCGCCUGGGCCACAGCCAAAAUGGAUACAACAUUCCCGAUUACGUUCUUGGUGACGGUGCGCACCGCAGGGUCAAAGUCCUCACCAUCGGUGCCGGUGUGAGCGGCAUUCUCAUGGCGUAUCUCUUGCAAAAGCACGGCGAAAACGUGGAGCACGUCGUGUAUGAGAAGAACGGCGAUAUUGGCGGAACAUGGCUAGAGAACCGCUACCCUGGGUGUGCUUGUGAUGUACCAUCUCAUGCAUAUACAUAUGCCUUUGCACUAAACGCAGAUUGGCCAAAGUACCUGAGCCCGUCAGACGAUAUCUUCCGAUACUUGACUAGAGUCGUCGAGUGCUUUGGUUUGCGCCGGUACAUGAAAUUCAACCAUGCCAUCCAAGCGGCCAAGUGGAAUGAGGAAGAAGGCAAAUGGCAUGUCACCAUCCACAAUUGGGAGAAAGAUGAGGUGAUCGAAGAGACCUGUGACGUCUUGAUCUCUGCCAACGGUCUUUUGAACUCGUGGAAGCUGCCUGAAGAGGUCGAAGGUCUGAAGUCGUUCAAGGGCAAACUGCUUCACACUGCCAGAUGGCCAGAUGAGUAUGGCGCAACGCAGUGGAAAGAGGACCGUGUCGCUGUUAUCGGCUCGGGCGCCACUAGCAUUCAAGUCGUUCCAACCCUGCAGCCACAUGUCAAGUCCAUGGACGUCUUUGUGAGGACGCCGGUGUGGUUUGCGGAAAUUGCCGACCAUUCAGGCGACAACUAUGAUUACACACCGGACCAAAGGGAGACUUUCAAAAAUGACAAUGCCGCCCUAAUCAAACAGGCAAAAGCUAUUGAGGGCAAGCUUAACACUGCCAUGGGUCUCAAAGCCAUGAUGACCCAGAGUGCCGAAGCCAAAAUCGUCCGGGACUAUUUCACGAAACGUAUGCGUCAACAUCUCUAUCGCGACGAGAUUUACGAACAGCUCCUUCCGUCUUUCUCUCCCGGCUGCCGUCGCCUUACUCCAGGCAACCCUUACAUGAAGGCCAUCCAAGAGUCUAAUGUCAACCUGCACCGUUGCGCCGUGACAAAAGUUACACCAAACAGCGUCAUUGGCUCCGACGGCACUGAAGUUGAAGUCGACACCAUCAUCUGUGCAACUGGGUUUGACGUCAGCUACAAGCCGAGGUUUUCCGUUGUUGGCCGCAAUGGAGUCUCUCUCCAAGACAAGUGGAAGACGAUACCUGAGGGCUACUUAGGUCUGGCUGUGCCAGAGAUGCCCAACUACUUCGUCUUCCAAGGCCCCACGUUCCCGGUCUCGAACGGCUCGGUGAUGGGUCCUCUCCAGUCGGUGGGAAACUAUAUCGUUCAGGUCAUCCAGAAGAUGCAGAAGGAUCACCUCCAUUCUCUCGUGCCCAAGCAAGAUGUCACCGACGCCUUCAAUGAGCACGCGCAGACGUGGAUCCGGGGAACUUGUUGGGCAGAAUCUUCGUGCCGCAGCUGGUACAAGAACAACGAGACAGGCAGGGUUAAUUCUGUCUGGCCUGGAAGCUCUUUGCAUUACUGUGAGAUGACUGCCUCACCUCGGUAUGAAGACUACGAGAUCAAGUACGAUAACAAGCAUAACAUGUGGGCCUUCAUGGGACUGGGUUUCACGAAAAAUCAGCUAACCGAAGGCGGAGACUUAAGUCCCUACAUCACGGAGAAUGGUUUGGAAAAGAAGUUUUACUCAUUUGUGCUGACCGAAGAGGAGGAGAAGAAGAUUUCAGAGCGCAAGCUGAAGGUCCGAGAAGUCUUCUAG
Exophiala viscosa is the source of this 1857-nucleotide messenger RNA. Its product is annotated as flavin-binding monooxygenase-like protein. Gene Ontology annotation, molecular function: N,N-dimethylaniline monooxygenase activity; flavin adenine dinucleotide binding; NADP binding. The coding region runs from base 1 to 1857 and encodes 618 amino acids. The record is from RefSeq and is a predicted model, not a curated record. NCBI's taxonomy places the organism in Eukaryota, Fungi, Ascomycota, Eurotiomycetes, Chaetothyriales, Herpotrichiellaceae. The transcript is spliced from 3 exons.